This is a messenger RNA of Pseudomassariella vexata, 2854 nucleotides long. RefSeq lists its product as uncharacterized. The record is from RefSeq and is a predicted model, not a curated record. The transcript has a single exon. Bases 366 to 2714 code for a protein of 782 amino acids. NCBI's taxonomy places the organism in Eukaryota, Fungi, Ascomycota, Sordariomycetes, Amphisphaeriales, Pseudomassariaceae.
GUGUAUCUUUGCAAUCUACUAGCACGUACCAGACUUUGUACAAUUUUUGGCAAAUCAAUGCAGGUGACCCUCCGAAUUGACCAAGACCAGUAAAACCCCAGAACGCUUGAGUCGCUUGUGAGUAGCUCGAUAACAACGCAUCAUUCCAUUCGCCGGUAGCGUGAAACUGUUGACGCCUAAUCACAACAUUAAUUUUGCAGAACGUCCACCAAGACCAAAGAUUCCCUCCGCAACAACUCCACCAAGUGAACCUAUCCAACGUGCUGCCUCGCACCGACUUUAUCAAGUCGUCACCGCCUCUUACUCCUAUCAAGAAGCAAUCUCGCCGUGUCUGAUCCAUUUUUCGACUCGACCAAUACAAGAAAAUGGUUUGGGGAUUCUUCAGCAGCACCAGCCCGGCCCAGCCCGAACAGGCUGAGGUCGACGAGCUCCAGAACAAGGUCGAAGCCCUCGAGGAGGAGCUCGAGACUGCUAAGAACACCCAGACCUCCUUAUCCAAGGAGAAGAAUACACUUGAGCAAAAGAUUGCAUUUGCACAACAGGCAAAAGAGGAGGCCGAGAAGCAGCUGCAGGCCAAGAUCGAGAGCCUCGAGUUAUCCACUGAUGUCCAAGUCGAGCAGCUGAAGGCCGAGCUGGCCGAAGCUACCGCGAAGCACCAGACCGCCGAGAGCGAAAUCUCUGGCCUCAAGGUCCAGAUCGCCGCUAAUGCGAAGGCCGUUGAAGAGGCACAUUCCACCAAGGAAUCCCUCAAGGCCGAGCUGGCCAAGGCAAAUGCCGAGAAGGAUUCUCUCAAGGCCGAGCUGGAGAGCAGAAUUGCGUCCCUCGAAGCCGCCAACGCAAAGGCUGCACAGGAUGCAUCGGCCACCACCGAGUCGCUGAAGGCGGCACAAGAAGCUUCGGCCACCAAUGAGUCCCUCAAGGCUGAGCUUGAAUCCAAGAUUGCUUCCAUCACCACCGAGCUUUCCAAUGUUCAGUCCGACCUGUCUGCUGCCCAGGAAACGGCGGCGGAGCACGCGAAGAGGCAUGAUAGCCUUAACGCUGAAAACACCCGUCUGCAAGAGGAACUUGGCGCCACUAGUGCCAAGCUGGACGACCAGAUCAAGACUCUCACAUUGGAAGCCCAAAAUGCAAAGAACGAUGUCGAUGCUGCUAAGGCGGAGGCCGAUGAGCACGCAAAGAAACACGACACCCUCAAUGCCGAGCACUUGCGUCUGCAAGAGGAAGCUGCCGCUACCAGCUCUAAGCUCGAGGAGCAGAUCAAGAGCCUGGCAACUGAGCUCGAGAACGCAAAGAAGGAAGUCGAAGCCGCCUCCAGCUCGGGUUCCGAGUCCACUGCACAGGCCAACAAGGCACUAGAGGAAGCUCAAUCUACUGCCGCCGCUCUCCAAUCACAGAUCACGAGUCUGGAGGCAGAGAUUGCUUCCGUCAAGGCGAACGCCGAGGAUCUUGAGAAGGCCUACCAAGCGGAGAAGGCGUCUUCUGCCGAAUCCGCAGCCCAGGCAUCUAAGUCUCUGGAGGAGGCUCAAUCCUCUGCUGCCGCCCUGAAGUCGCAGGUUUCGAGUUUGGAGGAGGAGCUGGCCACCGUGCGGGCGAACUCCGAGAACCUAGAGAAGGCAUACCAAGCCGAGAAGGAAUCCUCAUCCACCGCGUCUGGUGAGAUUCAGGCUCAACUCGAGAGCAAAACCAACGAAGUCGAGGAGUUGAGUACCAAGUUGAAGGAGGCCGAGGCCGAGCUUGCCGAGAAGAUUGCCGCUCUCGAUAAGGUUCAGGCCGAAGUUAACGACCUGACUUCCGCGUUGGAGGCCGAAAAGGCCGCCCACACCGACACCAAGACUGCCUCGGAAGGUUCUGCCAACAAGAUCUCCGAGUUUGAAGCUCAGGUCGCCGAAUUGAAAGCGGCAAAGGAAGAGGCUGAGCAGAAGGCUGCUGCUGCGGAGAGCAAUGCUGCGGACAAGAUCAAGGACCUCGAGUCUCAACUGGCCACGGUCAAGGAAGAAGUGGAGAAGAAGGUCGCUGCCGCCGAGGGCGAUGCUGCCAACAAGAUCAAGGACCUGGAGACGGAAAUUUCCGAGAUCAAGGCCACAUCUGAAGGUUCUUCCUCUAAGAUCUCGGAAUUAGAGGCUCAGUUGGCCGAGGAAACCAAGAAGACCGAGUUAUUGACCGAAGAGAUUGACAGCUUGACUUCGGCGUUGAAGGCUGAAAAGACUGCCCACGGCGAGAAGGCUGCUACUCUGGAAAAUGUCCAAUCCGAACUUGAUUCCAAGACCGACGAGAUUGCCAGCUUGACUUCUUCUUUGGAGACUGAAAAGUCUGCCCACACCGAGACUCAGACUGCACUAGAGGCCGAGAAGGCGACCCACGGCGAGACAAAGAGUGCCUCGGAAGGACACGCCUCCAAAAUCUCUGAACUUGAGUCUCAGUUGACGGCGGCCAAGGAAGAAGCCGAGAAGGUCAAGGCGCUCGAGUCUAAGCACGAAUCUGCCUUGGAGGAGUCUGCCACCAAGAUCUCCGCACUAGAAGCAGCACUUGAGUCCGCAAAGGAAGACGCAGCCAAGAAGGCCGAUGCUUCCAUCGCCGAGGUCGAGGCUUCUAAAUCGAAGUUGGAGGCGGCGGAGGCCAAGAUCAAGUCGCUGACGUCGGAGCUAGAGUCUUCGAAGACGGCAGCGCCUGCAGUGGAAACUAAGCUGGAGGCAGAGGCGGUCACGGCCGAGUAAUGCUUGACACAAACAAGUAUUGUAGUUGCCCCUGUUACACACUAGAUACCCCUUCAGCAGAUACGCCUCACGGAUUUCGACGAUUAAUAUUUGGAGAGAUAGCUUACGACAGUAAUGACAUGAUGGCCAUUGGUCCGAUU